Gilbertella persicaria is the source of this 2182-nucleotide messenger RNA. RefSeq lists its product as uncharacterized. Bases 11 to 1801 code for a protein of 596 amino acids. Gene Ontology annotation, molecular function: nucleotidyltransferase activity. The record is from RefSeq and is a predicted model, not a curated record. The transcript is spliced from 7 exons. Lineage: Eukaryota; Fungi; Mucoromycota; Mucoromycetes; Mucorales; Choanephoraceae. Gene Ontology annotation, biological process: RNA 3'-end processing.
UCUGCUUAACAUGAGAAUGGACGAUUACAUGAAUGUUCAACAAUCACACGCACCUCUUGAAGAGCUUUACAAUUACAUGAGGAUGUUUGAUGUGACUCUUGAUCGUGAACCUCAAGAUCCUUAUGUAGUACCUGAACGUCUAAUGACUUCUUUUGUAUCCAGUACAGGACACACAUUCGAACAAAUCAUGAGCAAGACUCAAAACAAGCGUAUUGAAAGGAUCAACUAUCUACAUUUCAUUCAAGAAGCUCGCUUAAGAUCAAAGCGAUCUCCACGUAUUCCACAAAUGCAUAACAACAUGUGUGUCUACGUUUGUCAUGUACCUGCAGACAGUGUUGGAAAGUCAUUCUCAAAGGUGCUCUAUAGCAUCACUUCAAAACUUACAUAUCAGUUACAAGCUAGACCACAGCUUAUCAAACUGGCCAAAUCAGAUAUCGCGCGUCAAAUCCAAAUUUUUGAACGGGUAUUUACUCAACACUUUCGUGAUUAUCACUUUGAAUUUACACCUUAUGGUUCUAUGGUGCAAGGACUCGGGUUUCCUUCUUCAGGCAACAGUAGUAAACUAUUAAAUAUCAACAUUGAAAUGGAUACGCCUGAUAUGAAUCGUUUGAUCUAUAGAGACACCAACCCUUUUCUCUCGGAUCGUAAUGAACCACAUUCGUUUGAAACAAUGCAAAGAAUAUUCAUUGAUGCAGGCGUGGAUAAAAUGACAUUUCACCAAGACAUCAAUUCAAUUCGUAUUAAGCAUAAAGAUCUCUCAGUCGAAUACAACUUUAACAAAAAGAUGUUUACCAAAAGCACAAAUCUAAUUGAGAAAUACGUCUCAUUAGAUCCACGUAUAUCUCCUUUUUUGAGUGCCAUUAAAUACUUUGCCAGAGGAAGAAAUGUACUUGCACCUUAUUUAAAAAGUGGUGGCAUGAGAGCCUACGGUUAUGUUAUUAUGGGUCUUGCUUAUCUACAGUCACUCGAUCCACCCAUCAUUCCUAAUUUACAGCAUCUUUUCGAUCAUCAUAGCGAUGAGUGUAACGUGGAUCAUUGUACGACUAAAAAAGUGUUCUGGGACACUGUAUUGUAUGGUAAAGGUGAAAAGGGCAUUGCAGCAAGAUACCAUGAUUGUGUGUGUUAUUCUGGAUCAGAACAAAAGACUUUACAGUAUGCUAAACUAAGCGAAAAGACAGGUCAACUUUAUUGGCGAUCGGCAAACGAGAGUUCUGUAGGGGAAUUGCUUAUUGACUUUAUGUAUUAUUAUGGCUACAAAUUCGACUAUGAACGAUAUGCAGUAUCAUUACGGGCAGGGGGAUUCAGUCCAAGGAAAGAUGAAUUCAGGCAGUAUGCUAUUAUUGUAGAAGAUCCUUUUAUUUCAGGUGUCAAUAUUGCGCCUAUUGAUGUCUCUUUAUCUAAAUUCACUGCUACCUUAAUUGGCACAUUUACUUUACUAUAUAAUGGACAAUCCAUGGAAUCAAUUAUUGCUACACAAGAUAUUGGAAAAUACGAAGACACAAGAGGACUCAACAAAAAUAAUCCACGCUAUGCCUCUUUAAGGCUUCUUAAACCAUCCAUCACAAACAAGACACUCGUUGUGAUUGGCUUACCCAAAGUCAAAGACCAAUCAACAUGCUAUUGUGAGCAACUUAUGCAUAUCUUUAGUCAAUAUGGUACAGUCAGAGACCUUCGUGAUCUGGAUUUUACAACAAAGCAAUUCACCAUUUUCAACUAUACAAAUUGUAAUGAAAUUGCUAUACCUUCUCUUAUUGAAAUUCAAGGCAAACCAAUACAUGUUGUAGAAUUGUAUGACAUGUAAAAUAAAUCUGUUUAUUUCAUAUUAGCCUGGUCCAACCUUAGGAAUAUCAUGGUGUUCGCUUAGUUUUUCAAGUUUUUGAUUGAACUCUUGGACACGGUCCUUGUGUGAUUUGGCUGCUGCUUUUGAUACACGCUCCAUUUGUCUUUGACGCUUUGUCUCUUCAAAUUUCUUUUCAGCUUCUGUCUUUUCUACUUCAUAAAACACCUUGUUUUCUUCAAGUAAACCACGCUCUAGUUUCUGCUUGUCCGUUUUUGACGAUUUUUUCUUUUUCUUUUUUAUAGUAGAAGGAUCACCACCUUUAAAUUUGAGUGACCCUUUCUUGACAUGAUCAUAAACCGAUGACAUUCAAAGGUGGUAAAGAAAAAAAAAAAGAAAAAAAAA